CGCCCGCGGGAAGGAGGCGCCUCAGCCGGGCCGGGCCUCCUGCUCCUCCCCCGGCGCCUGAGGCGAAGCGGCGGCCCGGCUUCAUCGCCGCCUCCUCCUCCUCCUCCUCAACGGGCCGGGAUGCGGCCUCCGUGGGCGCCGCCGCCUCCGCUGCUGCUGGGCCUGGGCCUGCUCCUGAGGGCGCUGGGCGGGGAGCCGCAUCAGCACUUCGGCAGCGACGGCGAGCACCGGCCCGACUUCGACCAGGAGGCGCUGCUGGGGGGCCAGGAAGAAGUGGAUGAGUUUUCCAAACUGAGUCCAGAUGAGCAACAGAGAAGACUGAAAGCUAUUAUAAAGAAAAUUGACUUGGAUUCGGAUGGCUUUCUCACAGAGGCGGAGCUAAGUUUGUGGAUCCAGCAGUCGUUCAAGCAUUAUAUUGCCGAAGAAGCUAAGCAGCAGUUUGGCGAAUAUGAUAAAGAUGGUGAUGGACAUAUAUCCUGGGAAGAAUACAAUAUUCAGAUGUAUGACCGUAUGAUAGACUUCGAAGAAGAUUCUGCUUUGGAGGACACUGAAGAAGAAUCUUUCCGGCAGCUCCACUUGAAGGACAAGAGGAGGUUUGAAAAGGCUGACAAAGAUGGGGUUUCUGGCCUGGAUCUGAAUGAAUUCAUUGCUUUUGAACAUCCUGAGGAAGCAGAAUAUAUGAAGGAGUUUGUUAUCCAGGAGGCUUUGGAAGACCAUGAUAGAAAUGGUGACGGAUUUGUGAGCUUGGAAGAGUUCCUUGGAGACUACAGAAGAGAUCCAACGGCUAGUGAAGAUCCCGAAUGGAUACUCGUCGAGAAGGAUCGAUUCAAAAACGAUUACGAUAAAGAUCGGGAUGGAAAACUCAACUCGAAAGAGCUGUUAAGUUGGGUGGUACCCAAUAAUGAGGGUAUUGCGCAGGAAGAGGCUGCCCACCUUAUUGAAGAAAUGGACUCUGAUGGUAACAAAAAGCUUUCUGAGGCAGAGAUUCUCAGCAACCAGGAUUUAUUUCUCAACAGCGAAGCCACAGAUUAUGGCAGGCAGCUCCACGAUGACCGUUUCUACCAUGAAGAACUUUAAUUUCCAAGUGAUUCACCUGUGACUGUUCUUUGUUCCAGAACUGGAUUUUCAGCUUCAACAGCAAAAAAUAAAAACAAAAAUUGAAAACCUUUUGUGGCUGUAAUAUAGUGGAAUCUGCAGUUCCUUUUGCAUUCUUGAGUUUAUUUUCUUAACUUGUGUGUUGCCUUGAAUGUCUUUAACCUUUCAAAACUUGGGUGCCACAGAACUAGUAUUUAAAAAAAAGAGGAAAACUUCUUAACCAUCCUUGCUUUAAUACUGCUUUUUGAAACAUCCUUGAAAAUGCAAAGAUUUGACUUGAUGGUAAGAUAGAGGAGUACUACUGGUUUGUGAUGGUUGAUUUUAGAAUUUUGUGAAGAGGAAAAAUAAAGAAGAGUUGGUUUGGUUACCUGAUUUAAUCAUUCUUUUGUAGGACUAUUUGGCAGGGUAAAAGCCUUAACUUAUCUCUAAGGCUUCCGUGUAUAUUAAAUCACUUCUCUAGAGGGUGUUUAUACGAUCCAGAGAUCUUAUUUUUGCAUCUAGAUAGUGAUUAUUGUAAUGAGAUAGCAUCAAAGAAUCUAUUGUAUUUAAGUAAAAACAUUUAUUUACUUGUCAGAUUAAAAACCCCAAAUGCCCUGUGGGUUUUCCUCUUUGUGUCUUUCUUGGUAUGAAUUUAUUAAAUCUGUUUUUCAAAUUGUA
This is a messenger RNA of Eublepharis macularius, 1752 nucleotides long. It is a transcript of the gene RCN2, whose product is annotated as reticulocalbin 2. The record is from RefSeq and is a predicted model, not a curated record. Bases 121 to 1077 code for a protein of 318 amino acids. Gene Ontology annotation, cellular component: endoplasmic reticulum. NCBI's taxonomy places the organism in Eukaryota, Metazoa, Chordata, Lepidosauria, Squamata, Eublepharidae. Gene Ontology annotation, molecular function: calcium ion binding. The transcript is spliced from 7 exons.